AUGACCCUGUGAAAGAAAAAGAUGAUCCCGUGAAAGAAUUUUUAAACCAUACUUCAUGGAUUCCAUUUAAAGAUUUACGGGACAUUAAAAAAAUUGGAAAAGGCGGAUUUUCAACUGUGUACUCAGCUAAAUGGAUCGACAAAUAU
This is a messenger RNA of Racocetra fulgida, 146 nucleotides long. The record is from the annotation of a GenBank genome assembly. Lineage: Eukaryota; Fungi; Glomeromycota; Glomeromycetes; Diversisporales; Gigasporaceae.